Messenger RNA from Xylaria bambusicola, 1684 nucleotides. RefSeq lists its product as uncharacterized. The record is from RefSeq and is a predicted model, not a curated record. The transcript has a single exon. Lineage: Eukaryota; Fungi; Ascomycota; Sordariomycetes; Xylariales; Xylariaceae. The coding region runs from base 398 to 1051 and encodes 217 amino acids.
GUGUGAUCUUAAUAGGUUUGGUUAUACCAUCUGGACAUUCAUCAUUCGAUGUAAACCAUCCUGAUUUUCUUGUUUUUCAGCCUGUAUUCUUUCUAGUCUAUCAUGAUCGAUACAGCACGGCAAGUGUCUAAGCGGAGUGUGUUCCUUGUAGUUGUGUUUUAAACUUCAAACGCACAUGCCCAUGACAAAGCAGUAUGUAUUCCUAUGACCUUCCAGUCACACUGGCUGUAUCAUCUCGCACCGACUUCCUAUCGUAGUGGUCUAUGUAGGUAUAGACGUCGACAGCAGUGAUUCCUGUAGCGCCUGGUAAUGUGACGGACGUAGAUUCGCUACAAGUGACAGAGAUUGCUUCUGAUCAAACAACAUCUUCAUUACCUUUGGCAAUCAGAUUAUCUAAAUGGAUCUUACUAUUCUAGAUACUAUUGACAGCGCUCAUGUUCGUGCGAAACGCCAUACCAUCGAUCUCCGCAGUCAUUCUCUCAACGCUGUCGUUGGCCGCAAUAGGUCCCUUUGGAAAUCGCCCUCUCGAUGGACCUGGGGUCAUUUGAUGGCGUUAGGUUUUGGUCUACUAAGCGAUGCUGAAAUAGAAUACCGAAACAAGGACCGGCCUUCCCUCCAUGCAAUCAUUCCCGUUGUGCCACAAGAUUCCCUGCAAAGGUUGAUAGCACAAUUUAUUUGCAGUUGGAACCCUUGGACGAAGGUCAGGGCCUUGAACUACCUGCUGCUAUUUAUGGAACCACACGCAUCUGAAGACGUCAAAGUUGACCUCGGCAAGCCUCCUAGCAACGAUGGAAUUGUCUUCUCUUUCCACGGUGCGAGGAUAAUAGGGCUGGUCGUUGGGCCGCGUUGGCAUGCAUUGUCACAAGCGUACAAAUUCGAUCUUGGGCCCAUGGUGUUUUUCUACGUCAAUUCCACCCAGAUCAUUCCCUCGCCUCCUCACAUUAAUGAGAGCUGUAUAGCCUGUAUUACGGCUAUCAUGGUUGCCAUAGCCCAAAGAGAAGAGCGUUCUCCCGAUGGACCGGUGGUUGUGGUACGUUGCUAUUUUUGCUAGUUACACAGAAGCUAACAUAUGUAUUGUGUGCUUCAUGGCAGACACGGCUACUCUAUACACAAUACCCCGACCCAAAUAAUAUGCACGUCUUUACUGCACAUAUAUCUCGGCUUCUCCUCGAACGUUUCCGAUACCCAAACCGAGCCCCCUCGAUCUACCUCCCGCACCUCAUCAAAAUGCAACAGAAGGUUGUGCCGUGUGAACCGAUUCAAACACUCCGUGCUCGUCUUCUAGAAGCCUUGUCAGUUACUGAGACAACAGUCACGGAUAGCCACGACCUCUAUGGCGUUCGGACGCGCAAACCUUCGAAUGCAAGCCCGGUAAUAGACAACAAAGAUCCGCAUAGAAGGGAUAGCGAUGAGAUUUGAGCAUGGGCGAAUGGCUUUACCGUUUGAUGUAACCGAAGAUUACCUACUGAGAUGAUCUUAAAGGGCUAAAAUGGGGCGUUUUGGGGGGAAUACGUUUGUUAUCUCUUUGGCUGCUGUUACAGCUUCACUGCUAGCAGAGCGACUAGUCGGCGAUAUGUAUAAUUAUUUGUCAACUAAAGCUUCUGAGCGAUGAGAACUUAGGCUUUCAUCGAAUAAGUUAUUACCAAAGAUCAGUUCGAUAUCGCAGAGUAGAGCUAAUUCAUCA